This is a messenger RNA of Prorocentrum cordatum, 6711 nucleotides long. NCBI's taxonomy places the organism in Eukaryota, Dinophyceae, Prorocentrales, Prorocentraceae. The record is from the annotation of a GenBank genome assembly.
AUGCUCGCGCCCGGCGCCCGCGUGCGGCUGCGGGAGCUGCGCGCGAAGCCGCACCUGAACGGCAGGGAGGGCUCGGUGAAGGGCCAGAGCGGCGAGGCGCAGCGGUGGACUGUGCGGCUGGACGACGGGACAGAGUUUGCGCUCAAGCCCGCCAACCUGGAGAUCUUGGCCGCCGCCGCCGCCACGGGGCCCACCGCGGCUGCCGCGUCGGCCCCCGCCGUGGCCGAGGAGGUGCUUCACGGCCUGGACUGCGUCGUGGCGGAUGCGGAGUUGUCGAGGCGGUCGGUGUGCGACGCCAUGGUAUAUUGCAUGGAGCACGCAGGCUCCCACGCCGAGAACCUCGCCAGGCGCCUGGUCGGCGCCCUCGGGCAGGAAGGCCUCGGGACCGAGGGAGUGCUGGCCAGGCUGUUCGUCAUCAGCGACGUGCUCUACAACUCGAUCCAGUCGAAACGCAGCCGCAGCGCAGAUGCUUGCGAGAAUCUGGGCCGCACUUGGCUGCAGCCCAUCGCGAGCCGGGAGGAGCGAGCCCGAGGAGAGGGCGGGGUGCGGCGCGUCUUCGGGGCCUGGGAGGCGUGGCGCGUCUUCCUGCCUCUCUUCACCAAGGGCCUCGAGUGCCUCCUCCUGGCACCGGAGAUGCGCGACGUGUCCUGCAGGGAGGCCGCGGGCGAGCCGGACGAGCGCCUCCGGCCGAAGUUGACGCGCUGGUACGGGGGCCUGGAGCAGGCGGCUUUGCCACAGGCCUGCCUGGAGCGCGGGCUCAAGGGCCCGCACGCGCUCCCGCCGGUGCUGUGCCGGGCGCGCCUGUGCCACUUCGAGCGGUUCUGGCAUUUGCAGGUCGGGCGCGCGGUGCGGCUGCACAGCCUGGUGGCGGCACCGCACCUCAACGGCGAGGUGGCCGCCUGCGAGCAGUGGGACUCGGGCGCCGGGCGCUGGAAGGUGCGCCUGAAGACUGGCGAGAUCAAGGCCGUCCGGUGCGAGAACCUGAUGCUGCGCUUGUUAUGGCAGGGCUCGCCCUCGGUCUCGCCCCUGCAGUCCGAGAUUGGGCUGCGACAGGCAGGCUCCAUGGCCAUGGUUCCUCAAGGGCUGCCCGACCUUCUGAAGACGGCCCGCCCGUGGGACAAGCUGCACUGCCUGUACAGCCUGGAGGAGAGGCUGUACCACGAGAGGCUUCUGUGCGCCCACGUGGACGGCUCACGAUGGGUGGUGGCGACGCCUGAUGGCGACGUGUACGUCGAGGACUUCGCCGACGACGACCAUGUGGAGAUCCACCGAGCUGGUCCCCGUGGCGGGGCGCCGCCGCAGCUGCGCAAGAAGAUGCUGUACCGCUUUGACAUGGACGAGCAGGGGCUGAUCGCCCUCAUGGACGAGGGGGUGCGGCUCUCGGAGUCCGAGCGCCACGAGGUCCGGCACGAUCCAGUGGCGAGGUCGGGCGCCGGCGGAGGUCCCUUUCCGCCGGUGCAGCUGGAUGACAGCUGGGUCGCCCUGGAGUCUCGGCUGGGGUUCAGGCGGGGCUCUCCAGUUGACGUCACGUUCGCCACCGUCUACGCCAUGGACGACCGCGCGCUGGCCUCGUUCCCAGAGGGGGUCAUCACGCUUGGCCGAGUGGGGACCCUGUCCGACGAAGUGCCGAUCUCGCCUCGAGACGCCCAGGAGGAUGUGCUGGACGAGCGCAUCCUGAGGUACCGACGGAGCGGGAGUGGCCAGCGGCGUCGUGCCUUCGCGGAGGUCGUGGCUGAGCAGCGCGAGGCGCUCACCACGGAGGAGUGGCGCGCGCAGGGGCCCGCUACCAUCGGCCGGCUGCUUCAGGCACACCUGGGGCAGGGGAGCGGGCCCGUCCAGCGACACUAUUGGUGGCGACAGAUCCUGGGGUUGGCCGCGGCCGACCCCGGGGUCGACGAGCACUUGUUCCUGUGCGAGCUCAUCGAGACGGCAUCGACGGCUGACCAGCUCAACCUCCCGGGCUGCGAGGCGUUUGAGCUGGCGGCCAGGCGCUUCCAGCUCUGGGAGGAGGUGUACUCGGAGGCGCUCCGCCAGGUCGAGGUCGCGGGCACCGCUGGGGCCACUGCCGACUCGGACGGCUGGCUGGACGAGCGCAGGAUCUUCCUCGGGGGCACCCGCUCCAAAGGGCAUGCUCUCGUGUCGCCGCCCCUGGAGAAGCACGCGGCGGAGAGGAUGCAGGAGGAGAGCGCCAUCCUGAAGGAGGUCUGGCUGCGCGAGGGCAUCGCCGCGCUGAACGACCUCGGUGGACGCGGGGCGGACAUCCCGGUGGGGGCCCCCACGGCCUGCCAGGUCGCCGCCGUGCGGCGCCUCGCGCAGCUCUACGGCAGGGUGGAGCCGCCGCCUUCCGACGUGACUCCCCUGGGGGCGUGGCAGACGCUCCAGGCUUCGCGGAACGGCUAUGCAGACGUCAUGGCCGAAGGUGCAUCGACAACCUACAGGAAGGGGGCCAUGGCGCUCCCGCGGGCUGCGGCAGGGCGAGUGCGGCUUGUUGACGUGCUGCCGCCGCACCUGCAGUCUCUUCUGUCUGAUUCGUCGCAGAUGUUACAAGAGCCUGAGGCUCGCAAUUUUGCUUUGGGUGAGGCUCCCAGGGUCUGUGCCAUGGACCCAGUGCUGCAGCGACAUGGCUACCAGUUAGGCGAGUGCCUUUCCGAGCUGCUCUCCGCGGGCAUCAUCGAGCGCGCGUCCGAGGGCAGCAUCAUCGAGCGGGCUGGCAUCUUUUUCGUCCCAAAGAAGGACUCGUCGCUUCGGCUGAUCUUCGACACCCGGAGGUCCAAUGCCCAUUUCCAGGACCCGCCCUACACCUUGCUCGCGAGCGGGGAGGCCCUGGCGAACUUGGAGGUUGAUGCCGCUGAGGGGGUCGCGGUGGCCUCAGGCGACGUUGAAUGCUGCUUCUACCAAUACGAGCUGCCUUCCUGGGCACGUGCCUUCUUCGGUUUGCCAGCGGUCCAAGCACGUUUUUUGGAUCCAGCAGCCCGUCAGCAGCUCGGGGUUUCUGAUCCGUCCGAGAUGAUCCACUUCGUUGCCAGAGUGGUGCCCAUGGGCUGGUCGUGGGCCGUGCACCUCAUUCAGGAGGCCCACGCACACGUCCUGAGCACCGUCAGCCCGGAGGCGCCCUGGAUCGCCGACAAGGCAGCGGCGACCCCACCCUGGAGGGUGGAGCGCAUGUUGGCCGCGCUCAGUGCGCGGGGCAUUCAGGCCUCUUUCGACCGCGAUGAUGGGGACCUGCACACCCUGCUCGGCUUCGUGCUGCACAAGCCCUCGGCCACUUGGCGUCUUUCACAGAGCAAGUUUUGGCGACUGAAGUUCAGCUUCGAUGUUGUGCUCACGCCUGGACGCCUCGUCACGGGGCGCGAGCUCGAGAGGCUGAUGGGCCAUAUCACGGCCGCCGUCAUGCUGCAGCGGCACAUGCUCUCGCUCUUCCAUGCGAUCUAUGAGUUCUGCAGGCGCUCGCGUGACAAGCGGCAGCCACUCUGGUCGUCGGUGAGGCGGGAGCUCUCCUGGUUCAGAGCGCUACUGCCCUGCGUGACAGUCUCGCUGAGUCUUCGGCGUGUCGGCAGCCUCUCGGAGCGCAGCCGGUUUAGAGGGGUCCUGACGGCCGACUACGCCCCCAGGGACACGCUGGUCGAGCAGCAGCUCCUGCACGCCUCGGCUGCCGACGUCACCGCGGAGGGCACCCUGACCCACUUCGAGGAGGUGCCUGCAGCGCGGCUCUUGGCCGACCCAUGGGCGGUCGCGGCAGCGCGUCGCUGGCGGCGGGCCGCGGCCAUCCACGUCUUGGAGGCUGAGGGGGCGCGCUGGGCUGUGCGGCGCCUUGCUCGCAAUUCGCAGCUGCACGGACAUCGGCACCUCAUCCUGGGUGACAACCUCGGGGCGGUGUGCGCAUGCGAAAAGGGCAGAGCGGCACAUUUUGCACUCAACGUCGUCUGUCGGGAGAUCUGCGCCAUCUCAAUCGCCGCCGGGAUGCAGCUCAGGUUCAGAUGGAUUCCUUCAGAGCUCAAUCCUGGAGAUGCUCCCUCUCGCAGGUUCAUGCCAGGCAUGGGAAAGCAACACGGUGUCGGACAAUGCGGUACACCCUCAGCCAGGGGUGAGAAAGGCACACAGCAGGCUGGUCCUCUAUCCGGAGCCAUCGGCUCGAGGGAGCACAACCAUGCCAGUGACGGCUUACUGGCUUACUUACGCCAGGGCUGGACAUCCCCAGCGCCGCUGAGCGACAGGCCCGCAGAGGUCUGUGCGCGACGGGCGCGGCUGUGUCCGCGGCUCUCGCGACUGGCGGCUCGUCGGGUGCGACACGCUACCGUGCUCUCGUACCUGCGGGCGCUGACCGUGCUCUUGGGCUGGCUACGGCUCCUGGCGCUGCCGUGCUGGACCCCCGCGCAGUGGGGCGAGACGCUGGUGGACUAUCCCGAGUGGGCCUUCGACCGCGGCAUGGGCCGGGAGGCGUUCUCGCGCACCCUCUGUGCCGUGGCAUGGGGCGAGCCUGCGCUGGGAGGCCCCGUGCGGCGCCUCUUCCCCGCGGGGCACGCGUCGCUGUCAGGCUGGACGCGCCUCCAGCCGGGACACUCCCGCCCGCCACUGCCGCGGGCAAUCGCCCUUGCGAUGGCUGCCGUGCUGGUCUCGAUGGGCAAGCCGGACUCGGGUCUGUGCAUCCUGGUGGCCUUCGAGUGCUACCUGCGCCCGUCGGAGGCCGCGACCUUGCUGGCCAAGCAGCUGCUUCCAGGCAGGUGCAACGAGGUCGGGGUGCUACAGUACCCUCUCCUCAUUCUGCACCCAGAGGAGCUCGCUACCAGCUCCAAGACGGGCGAGUUCGACUCCACGGUGGCGUUCGACCUUCCUCGACAUCACUGGAUUGGGCGCGCGGCCGUGCGGCUGCAACGGCUUCGACGCAAGGGCGAGCUCCUGUUUCAGAUCUCGUACCCACAGUUCCUGGCCGACUUCCAUGCUGCCUGUCACUACCUCAAGCUCGAAGGUUUGGGCUUCUCGCCGCACUGCCUGAGGCACGGCGGCGCGACUCACGACCGCGCUGCAGGCUGCCGCUCACUGCCGGAGGUGCAAAGGCGAGGAAUGUGGAGGGCGGCGUCAUCGGCGCGGAGAUACGACAAGGCAGGGCGUCUGGCGCUGGUCACGCGGAACCUCAGCAGCGCCCACAGGAAAGGCUGCGAGGCAUGGGCGGCAGCCGCCCAGCGGCUCUUCGACAACGCCUACGUGCUGCCCUCCGCGCCGGCCGCCUCGGCGAGCGCGGUCGGCGCGCCGGCGGCACUCGACGCGCUCGCGGACGGCGAGCACCUCGACGGCGAGCCGCUCACGGACGCGGAGCUCGCGGCCGCGCUGGCCGAGGCGGAGGAGCCUUCGCUCUCCGGCCUCGGCGGGGCUGCCAGCCUGCUGGCGUACUUGGACGCCGCCGCCUUGGACGUCGCGUAUGCGGAGUCCGGGCAGCGAGAAUUGAGCGGCAGCCUCGGUCACCCCCAGGAGUGUGACGUGUGGGUGACCCGGGACGAGCAGUUGGUGUUGAGCCACGACUUCAACUUCCAGGCGGUCGCCGAGGACCCGAGCCAGGACCUGGCCACGAGGCCCAUCGCGGAGCUCCGCUGGGAGGAGCUGCGGCGGCUGCGGCUGCGCACGGACUGCAAGCCGGUGCUGCUCCUGACGGUGCUGCAGGAAUUUGACCUGCUCCCCACCAGCACGCGCCUGGCGAUCGAGCUCAAGAGCUCCAGCUGCGCGCCGCGGCUGGCGGCGUGCCUGGCCGAGCGGCCGGAGCUGUCGGCGGCGGUGGGCUUCGUGCUGAGCUUCUCCCUGGGCGUCCUGGAGGCCUUCGCCGCGACCCUCGGGAGGGUGGCCGCGGACACCCGCCUGGUCUGGAUCGUGGAUAACCCCAGGGUGCCCUACAGCGAGGGCGGCCUGGACGAGGGGGAGACCACCUUCGACUACUCCGCGGAGUCCCUGCCCGACUUCCUCGAAAGGAUCGGGGACGGGGCUCACCGAACGCGUGCGGAUGCUAGGCUGCGGCCUCUACCUGCAGUACAACCUUGCCGUGACGGCCCAGGCUCUCUUCGAGCUGCGGGCCGCGCUGCGCAGCGUGUCCAGCUGUGGCAUGCUCGGCCUCUGGAGCGACCGCUCGCUCGACCCCGGCAUCGACUCGGCAGAUGCGCUGUCCUCGCUGCUGCCCGCGCUCGACCUGGCGAACUCCGACCUGCCUGGAGCCUUCUUCGGCAGCACGGGCGUACCGCAGCCAAUUCAGGUGAACUGAAGCCCGGGCCGCCCAAAUGUUGGUCCGAGUAGAAUGUGUCGGAGGAUCGCGCCGCAUCGCUGGUUCAUCAGCGAUGCGGCGCGAUCAAGACCACCCUAUCUACUCCAGCCCCGCUUGGGCGGCCUCAAUGAAAUAAACAUGAAAUCACAAUCUGAGGUUCAGUGCCAGGCUUCCAUUAGAAGCAUCCUCGCCAGCUCUUUGGGCCGCGAUGUAGAUAAAUGUCGCUGGCCGAUCGGGCCUCGGUGUGCACGUGCGCACGGCAGGCUGCGCCGCUUCUCCCAGGCCCGUGUUCUCCGUUCGUUGACGGGGUCGGUGCCUUCAAUAGUAUACCAGUUGACCCGUUUCACGCUGUGGCUUCAGCCGUGCAGUCGCGUUAUCUUUUUCUCAUCUCUCUCUCUCUCUCGCUCUCUCUCUCUCUCUCAUUCUCUUGUUCUGUUUGCUACAUAGUUUUUUUGCUCUCUCUCUCU